UGGCUGCCUUCCUCCUCGCCUAGAUAGAACCCUAGGGCCACCGGAACCCCCAAUGGCGACGGCGACGGCGACGGCGGCGGCCGCUCCGGCGGCGGUGCCCGCGCUCGUGUCCCCCUUGUCCCGCCGCGCCCUCUUCCCGCUUCCUCGACGCGCCGGCCCCGGGCCCCUUCGGUUCUUCGCGUCGGCGGCGAGGCACCGUGGCUUGGUUGUUGUGGCGGCUGAUGCGGCGGCUGCGGCGGCAGGGGGCGCGGAGUUCAGCGACGAGGAGAACCCCUACGAGAUUUUGGGUAUUACUCCGCUUGAUAGCUUCGACCACCUGAAGCUGGCCUACAAGAGGAAGCACAAGGAAGCGGAGGAGACUGGCGAUGAGUACUACUUGGCUAAGUUGGAGAAGGCAUACGACACUGUGAUGAUGCAGCAACUGCAAUACAGGAAGAAAGGGGUAACAUACGGUUCUGUUCAGGUGUCAAAGGAUAUCAAGUAUGCUGAUGAUCAGCCAAUAGUUCCUUGGGGACCUAGACCAUCCAAAUCAACAGUGAAGGACAUGCGCAUCAACUUAGGGAUAUCAGCAGCAAUUGUUGUUUGGAUAGGUAUAAUGGCCAAUGCGGACUGGAAGCCCUUGCAGUUCUUAUGUUUUGCUUUCUUCUACAGAAUACUUCAAAAGUUAAGGGCUACUGAACCACCAAUAACACCAAUAUAUAAUGAGUAUGGUGAGGUUGAAGGACGUGGAAUACGAAUGGCAAAACGAGUAGUCCGUGCUUUGGGUUUGAUAUUUGGAUGUGUAUUUGCUGCAUCAUUGGGUUAUACAGCAGCUGUUAACGUGAUUGAGUUUGCAUGGCAGUACACUCCACGUAUUGUUUAUUACUAUCAGGAGUUGAUUGUUACAGCAGCUACCUCUGUUCUGCUGUACAUCACCGCCUCAUACUACCGGUAAACAGACGACAGGGAAUUACUGCCUGGUUUAGCCUUGAGAUGUUAGGAUGAGCUUCGUUUCGGUGAGCGGCACAAUUGUGGGUAGUUACCCGAGAAAAGUCAAGAGCUCACAAAUUUUGAAGUAUAACUUUGGACCGGCUUUUUUUUAAAAGAUACAAUGUAGUAUGCGCUUGUAUUCGCACAGUUCUGAACCUCCUCGCUAGGCGUAAAAUGAUAGCUGAUUGAAAAAAGAAAAUCAUCAGUGUGCAUAUUUUAACAUAAAUGUAAUGUACUAUGAGAUUAUAUCAGAUUUCGACAUUUUCCUUUUUAAAAAAAUUGAAGGGGCGGGGGGUGUCUGAUCCUUGUUAAAAUUUGGUGAGUAUUUUCAGGCUUCCGCGCUAUGCUUGCGUUGUGUUUUGCGCCCAUCAUAGAUACAUAUGAUUUAGAUUGAGCUGCAUAUGUGAUUGCCAUGUGUCAAACAUUCUUUUCAUACACGUAAUAUUAUCUUA
Molecule: messenger RNA, 1421 nt
Organism: Oryza brachyantha (malo sina)
Lineage: Eukaryota; Viridiplantae; Streptophyta; Magnoliopsida; Poales; Poaceae
Exons: 10
Coding region: 53-934 (293 amino acids)
Cellular component (GO): chloroplast membrane
Source: RefSeq, a predicted model, not a curated record